UGCCCCGACACCGAAGGAGCCAGAAGGAGAGGGGCAGGAUCCUCCCGAACGCAGCCGUGUCCUGGGGGCGGAUGGGCGAGGGUCCAGGGGCCCCCACGUCCUGGCGCAGCUGCGGCCAGGCUCGGAAUGAGGGGGGAGCUGUGGGGCGAAGUCCUGGCGCGCAGGGGCACGGAGCGUGGGGUUGCCCCGGGCGGGAUUGCCCGUUCCAGGCGCUUUCCGCUGGCUGCUGGGCUGAAGUGUUGACAGAGCUGAGGGAUGUUUACAUGCAAACUCCGCCCCCUCCCUUAGUGCUGGGGGUGUGGGUCUGGGCGGGGUUGCUACCUGUUGCAAAGGUGUGGGGGAUAAUGGCUACAGCCAGGUGCCCCUGCGAUUUCCACCUGACAAGGUGCUGGCUGGAGCAGAGGUACACGGUUGAAUUCCUUCCCCUGAAAUUGAGGGGGAUAGUAUAUCUGUGGCAUUGGUAAAGUAGCCACCUACCUCAAAGCUUGCAGCAAAGUCUUGCUAUGCAGGAUCGGUUGUUUGGUGAGUCCUGGGCUUAUUCUGAAUCCUGUGUGGAGUAUAACGUAGUGCCUUCGGGAGGUGGCAAAAUAAGGUCAUCGCUUUGAUCCUUCUUGCCUCUUGGAAGGUGCCAUGCAAAUGCAGUUGGAUGACUGAUGACAGAAACUUGAAUCAAAAUGCCUAAUUUCGAACAUCCAGAGUAUCCCGAAGCUACCUUGCUUCACCUGGAAAGUAUGGUGCCCUGUCGAGAAUCCCAAGUGUCAUCACUGUUGUCAAUAUUUGGAGAGCGUCAACAUUUUAGCUUCCCAUCCAUCUUUAUCUAUGGACAUACCUCUAGUGGCAAGACCUAUGUGAUGCAAACUCUUCUAGAAACAUUAGAGCUUCCUCAUGUGUUUGUGAACUGUGUUGAAUGCUUUACUUCAAGGCUGCUUUUAGAGGAAAUUUUGACCCAGUUGCAGAGCCUUUCAUCUGAAAAUAAACACGGUUCUCAUGUGCCCUGUGACACAUUUAAUGACUUUGUACGUCUGUUUAAGCAAGAAAUUAUUACUCAAGAUCUACAGAAUCAAACAGUAUAUAUUGUGCUGGAUAAAGCAGAGCAGCUGAGGGAAAUGGAGGCAAAUAUGUUGCCAGGGUUUCUUAGACUACAAGAAAUGACAGACAGAAAUGUCACUGUUAUUUUCCUUAGUGAAAUUGUGUGGGAACUGUUUCGUCCAAACACUGGAUGCUUGGAGCCAUUCACCUUGUAUUUUCCUGACUACAGCAUAGGAAACCUACAAAAGAUUCUGUCCCAUUAUCAUCCUCCAGAAUAUUCUGCUGAUUUCUAUGCUGCGUACAUUAAUAUUCUUCUUGGUGUCUUCUACACAGUCUGCAGGGACUUGAAAGAGCUUCGACAUCUGGCUGCACUAAAUUUUACUAAAUAUUGUGAACCAGUGGUCAGAGGAGAAGCAAAUGAACGUGACACACGUCGACUCUGGAAAAAUAUUGAAUCUCAUUUGAAGAAAGCAAUGCAGACUGUUUAUCUCCGGGAAAUAUCCAGCUCACAGUGGGAGAGAAUACAGCAGGAUGAUGGAGAACCUGGGCACUUGAAAGGACUUUCUGCACAUGCUCACGUAGAACUUCCUUAUUACUCCAAAUUCCUUCUGAUAGCUGCUUACCUUGCCUCCUACAAUCCUGCCAGGACAGAUAAGAGGUUCUUCCUUAAGCAUCAUGGGAAAAUCAAGAAGACAAACUUUCUGAAAAAACAUGAAAAGACCAGCAAUCACCUCCUUGGACCAAAGCCAUUCCCCCUGGACAGAUUGUUAGCAAUAUUAUACAGUAUUGUGGACAACAAAGUUGCUCCAACUGCAAAUAUAUUUUCCCAGAUCACCUCUCUUGUGACACUCCAGCUUUUAACCUUGGUUGGCCAUGAUGACCAGCUUGAUGGACCGAAGUACAAAUGUACUGUCUCUCUGGACUUCAUCAGGGCUAUUGCAAGGAAUUUGACCAAGAAUGUGCAGUAUGGGAUUUUGAGAGUUCCAGCAUCUAUUCCUGGGAGUGAAAGCAGGGGACACUAGUAAAUUUUAGCUGGCUGAACACAAACUGGAUCACCUGCUGUGUAAUACAUACCAACAGGAGCACAUCACAGCUCUGCAAGCUACGUUGUCUUCCAGUCCAAUUCCAGAUAAGCUUUAAGAUCCUACAAAGUCCUCGAAGGGCUGGGCCCUGACUCUUCUCCACAAUCUACCAUAUCAGUAACGCUGCCAUAAGCAAAGCCCAGUUUGAAGCUCUCAAAGAUGAUGGGUAAGAUUUUUAUUCGUGGCAAAUCCAACCUGUGAAAUCCCCUUUCACCAGUAAUCAGGAUGACUCCGAAUCCUUCACAUGUUCCGAAUAAAAUGUAAGAAGCAUUUUUAAAAAAAGUUCCUAAAAUAGAAGUGUGUCCCAGCCACAGUUACAUGAUUAUUCCUGCUAUUUCUAGUCAAAAGCAAACUCCAUGUGCACACGUGAACAGAAUACAAGGGAUGGUGGAAAGCAAAGACCUCUAGACCAUAUACUGCUCUACAUAAUUUUGUUGGUGCAUAGAUACUAUGGUGGAUGGAUUUAUUAGAGCUAUAUAGACAUCUGAAAUGUGAAUCUGGCCAUCUAUAGGGGAGUAGGGGAGCUUUCUUGCCAGGAUGUUCAACGUACAAAUUAUUAAAGAACAUUCUCAAAUUGUUGUAUGAUAAAAGAGGAAUGCAUCUAAUGCCAGCCUGACACUGUUUGUUCAAUGGAUUGGGCAAAUGUGCUUACAAGGCAGAUCAGCUCCUGAAGUAGAUGCAGAAGCUGGGUAUACCUUUCAGACCAUCCUGAGAGUACGGGACAAACAAAAAUCCAACUCUCCCUUUUUUCUUUUCCAUGUGUCAUUUGGCAGAGUUGUGGGCUACUACCCACCGUAUGCUAUCCCCAAAGCCUUUAAUAAAGCUAAUACACCAAACAAUAUUAAAAAUGGAAGGUUGUUCCUAACUCUGAAAUGUUCAUAGCUCUGAACAAAACAUUAUGGUUGUUCUUUGAAAAGUUUACAAUUAAACAUUGACUUAAUACAGCUUUGAAACUUUACUAUGGAGAAGAAAAAUGCUACUUUCACUUUAUUUUUUUAGUAGUUUACAUUUAAUACAGUACUGUACUGUUGGCUUUUUUUGGUCUCUGCUGCUACUUGAUUGUGUACCAAAUGAGGUGUAUGGUUGACUUGUCAGUUCAUAACUCUGAGGUUCUACUGUACAUGUGUUGUACCAGUCUUCUGGGCCUUUUUGGACCUUUGGUUUCCUUUAACAUUGGCCAAUGUAUGUAAAUAUAUUGAUCUUUCUAAUGUGACAGCAAA
Molecule: messenger RNA, 3331 nt
Organism: Chrysemys picta bellii (western painted turtle)
Lineage: Eukaryota; Metazoa; Chordata; Testudines; Emydidae
Gene: ORC5
Product: origin recognition complex subunit 5
Biological process (GO): DNA replication; DNA replication initiation
Cellular component (GO): nucleus; nuclear origin of replication recognition complex
Molecular function (GO): DNA replication origin binding
Source: RefSeq, a predicted model, not a curated record